AUGGACAUCGUGCCGUUCUCAACGGCCGCGGGCAACAACGGUGACGGUGGUAUUGGUGGUAGACAGGAGCAGGAAGCGAACCAGUACUUCUUGCAUUUGUUGCAGGAGAAUACUCAGGUGAACUUGUUCCUGAAUGACCCCCGCAUUCAAAGUGCCUUGGAGCUUCGCGCGGAACAACGACAUCGAUUUGCAUUGGACAACGUGUACGCCGAAGCCAACGCAUACAUUGCACACCUAGAGGCAACAGCGGAUGCGAAUCAUCGUCAACAGCUAGCAUUUGUGGGUCAAUCCACACACCUGUUGGUGGGACAGCUACACAAUGAAGUACGAGUGCUAGAGACAAUCGCCCGAGCAGAACGACAAUCAGCCAAUGAGCUGCAGGCACAGCUGGCACGCGCACAAAGGGAAAGUCAUGAUGAAAGGUCUAUGGCCAUGCAGUUUGAUGCACAUCGGUCCGAGCUGGAAGCAGCAGCGCGCACGCUCACUGCGGAAAACAGACAGCAUGAACGCCGUUUCGCGGAAUUGCGCUCGAGUAUCGAAGAAAACCACAGUGAGAUGAUUGCCUUUUUAGGGUCUGAGUUUGAGGAAAAGCUUCAAUGGGAAGAAAACGAGUACUACCAUAGGCUAACCUCUGAGGCACAGCAGUACGAUAGCUUGGUUGAUGACCUGCAGGACAGGAACGCGGAGCUUAUAGCUGAGGUCGACUCACUCAGGACUGUCUUGUCGACAGCGGAGAGUAGCCCACCGCAAGGUGGUGCCGUGCCGGUGAAAGUCGAUCCCAGUGAGAGCUCCAAGCUUCAACCAAGCCCACCGCAAGGUGGUGCCGCAGCGCCGCUUGUUCAGGGUCCUAGCCAUUCAUGGAUUCCGACCCUUCCGAACCCCAGGGAGAUCCCUGUGUCGCUUCGGACGGUUUUGGGAAGGACCCAACGGUAUGACAUUGGCGAGCCUGAGGAUUCCAAGGCCCACAAUGUAGCGGUAUCUGCUGCUGAACAGAGUGAUAAGUGCCCAUACAAGCACGUGAAGCCUACUCCUGAACAGACAAGGGGCAGAACACCUCCACGUACCCCUUCGAGAAAAGGUGGAGGUAAAGGCGGUAAAGGUGGGGAGAAGAAGGAUACCUCCAAGAUUCCUUGCAUCUUUUUCCCCAAAGGCACCUGCAAGAACGGUAAGAAUUGCCCAUUCAUGCACAAGGAUGCCGCUCCCUCUGUCCCGGCCAAAGGCGAUAAGGCUGGCAAGGACGGGAAGAGAUCGCCCUCCGGCAAGCGCAGGCGACCCAGUAAGAAAAGGCCAAAGAGUGAGGACAAGCCAGCCGCUUGCUGUCUUUCCCUCACAGCCACCCUCACGGGUGAGCCACCGGCCGAUGCUGUGAAAGCCUACGCAGUAGCAGCCCGCAAGGGCCCUGCCGGAAAGCCCCGAAGCAGAAAGGUCCAGUUCCUAAGGCCAGAAAUCAUUGACAUCCCGCCUGAAGGUGAAGGCUGGAGCUUCGUACCAGACAAGCACAAGUUCGAAUUUAGGUACAAGUCUGCGGAGCUAUGCCCACCAUCAAUUCCAGAGGACACCGAAGAAGCUUUGCAGAAUGCCCGUCACUUGGAAUCAGCAGUGAACGGGAUGAAGCUUAAGGUUCGGCAAGGUUGCACCGACCUCUGUCAAGUCUGGUUCGGGUUUUCGGUAAACAGCUGCUCGCAAGGGCACGCCGCACCAGCUAGGGGAGAGCACGAACAUGAACCUGAAGGUCCAGCUGGCGCGGCAGAAGAUCCCAUCGAAAAGAUGGCGAAUUGCAUUCCUCCCAUUCCUGGGGUGGAAACGAGGCAACUGCUAAAGGCAGGUUGGACUGUCAUCAACGGCAGCCCCGCUGCUAAGGUGGCACAUUUCCCAAAGACGCUUCGAACACCGGCUCCUAAGUUCCCAAGGUAUAGAAUCCGGACUACUUGGGGAUUCAAGGAUGACGUGUGGUCUUUGUUGGAGGAUUCAGUCAACAUUGACGAAUUGGACGGAAUCUAUGGGGAAGUACCUGAAGGGACUAUUGCGACUAUCACAUUGUUUGCUUUGCCUGAAGGGGAAGUUGAGGCGCAAGCCGACAGCGAUGUCGAGCCAUACACAAUGCCAAAGUCUAAGAAGGAUGAAGCUUCCUUGAGGGCUGAGGCUGAACAACUUAGCGAAGACCUGGAUGAAAUGUUCCCAGAGCUAUUUGGUCCUGAUCGUGAUAAAGAUCCUCCGCCGAAGGACGCGAAAGAAGCCACCCGCAAGGGUGAGUCAAAGUCUGAUUCCCGUGCAGCAUUGCUUGAUGAUGUUCCGUUCUCUGUGAAGCAGAAGCUGAAGUCCAGCGCAGCAGUAGCAGCGCAAGAACCACCGUAUGGUUAUACGUGGAGUGGGGAAUGUUUGGUCAAGAAGAACAACAAGAACCGCCCUAACGCUAUUGAUCAUACUGCAUGGAAGGCUAUGUCGAAAAGACAAAGAGCAACAGCAAUUGCAGAACAUGAGAAGAAGCUACAUGAGGAGAAUGAGGCACUGUAUCGUGAAGCUGUAAAGGUGGAUUGGUGGGACGGCGAAACCUACUUCGACCUCGCAGGCCGGGAACAGUCUGAUUUCGAGCUGGCAGUUGCAGCUGCCCGCAAGGGCAAGCCGGUUCGUAACAAGUCUGAGGCUAAAAAGGAGGCGAAGCAGAGCAAGUUUGUUACCUUGUCGCAAGACGUCAAAGAGAAGCCCGGUGCAAUGACCAAGCCAGUCACUCGCAUCACGUACGAUAUGAAGGACUUUCUCGACUCUUGCGUUGAUCGGUACUGCGAGCUUGCUAAGGUAGAGCGUAAGACCCUGAAACCAGCUGCAACCCCCUUCCAUGAGCUACGUGUGGCUUUGCCAACAGCUUCCGAAGGAGAGAAGGUUGGGCAUUUCAAGCUACUGAAUGUUGGCACAGCCGAACAAGUGGCGGAUGUGUUCACGAAGCCUUUCACUGAAAAGAACAAGUGGACGCAUGCCUUGAAGCUUAUUGGACAUACAACCAGCGCGAACGUAGCCGGGUGCAAACCCGAGUCGAAGGUCGAGGUUGACAACAAGGUUUCGGUAGCAGCAGCUCCGGAUGCAUCAAAGGUUGUCGAGGACUUCGCUCAACAAUCGUUCGAGGCUAACGAUUACAGCUUCAAGACCUUCGAGAAGCUAGCUGGGCUUAUUCGUACCAAUCUCAAGGCAUCAUUGGCAAAACCGCGAUCGUUUAUGGCUUCUGAGAACCUAUCCAAAUACUUGGUGUUCGGCGCUUGGGUCCAUGGUGGGUGCUUUGGUAUUACCAACCGCGCAAAACAUUACCCAUGGAUUUGCAGGUACGUGAAUGGAUUUGUUAAGCAAUCAUCCCCGAAAGGGUUUACAUGGACUUCGUUCGUGUUCAACUUCAAUGGCAAGGCCCGCAUCCACACGGAUAAGUACAAUCAGAAAGAAUCGUACAACCUGACGUUCUCCUUCGGUAACUAUACAGGGGGGACACUGUGGAUUGAGGGCGCGAGCCAGUUGGGACCACCGGGAAUAUACACAGAUGAUCAUGGCAAAGACCACAAAGGCUACAAUUGCAACACAUACCGCAAGCCUACUCUGUUGCAUCCAUCGACAAAACAUGGUGUACAACCCUACACUGGCGAACGACAUUCCUUCAUCGCCUACUCUUCAGGGGGGUACCAGAAGUUCAACAAAAAGCAAAAGCAAUUCCUACAUCAAUCACAGUUCCUCUUGCCUACGGCUCAGUUGAAGCUCCCAGCUCAGAAGGCAAUGGUUUGUUUGAGGUGUGUUGGUUCCCCUCUCGAUGAGGGGGGUAGGCUUAACAAACCGUGUUCUCGUUUCGAAAAUGAUUCGUUUGCACACACAUCGCUCGAGUGCACAAACACACAACAAACUGCAAGCCUUGACCAUGAAAUCUUGGCUUUCUUUAUGUGCACGCCUGCCAUUGCAAUUUCAGCUGGUUCUGAUCUUCUCGACUUGCCGGAAGCGACUUCUACGAUCCCCAAGAUGGCAGCCAUCGUUGUGAGCGACGAGUUCUGCAGGGUCAACACCUCCGAAGCAGACAGGAAUGGAGUUACCAAGGCCAUGAAAACCAUUCUCCAAUCCGCCGCCCUCAACAACGAUAUCAUUUCGCUCGGCGCCGAUCAUGAGAGCCAGCUCUUGGAGUCGGCGUACAGCUGCGUAUCCACACAAUGCGCGGCUGGGGUAUCCUUGACCCAUGCCGACGCAACCUGUGUGGCUCUGCGCCAGAUGGCUGACCUCAGUGACGAGGGACUCGCCAAGUUGAAGCCAACCGCAAGGUUGAGCCCCAAGGCCAAGCGAGCCAUCAUAGUCGUGUCAGACAGCUCCACUGCACUCUGCAAAAAGAACAGGCGGGGAGUGUUCGUCAAGGCCGACUUGGAUGCGGAAGUGAACAUCGCAAGCUGGACGCUGGGAUGGGCACAGACUCGCUACACCAUGUGUUGGGGUAAAACCUUGGCGUGGGUUGUCUGGCAGGUCGAGGAGCAUGUGAAGGAGCUCCGGAGCAACUAUCCGGAGCACACCAUCGACGUGAUCUGCUGGUGGUGCGGGAACGAGAUCUCCGGCCAGUGGGGCUGCAUCCCCACGCGGCUAGGACCGGGACUCGCCUACAGAGAUCCCAAUGUCACAACGGAGACCGUCGCACGGAAAGUGAGAAGGGCAGCGGAUGUUUUAGCCGCCCUCGCGGGCGAGCCGGACAUUGGUUUUGUGAAGGUGAUUGGGCAGGUGGAGGCGGACUUGUUCCAGCUCCACUCAGCCUACAACGACUUCAAUGCCGCUAUGUUCGAAGAGUUCAGGCAGCGCGGUCUGCAAGUGCAAACCGCGAGCUCCUUGGUCGAAAAGCUGGAAAUGUAUGACAGCUUUCACGCCAGUGAAGACCCUCGCAACCGCGAGUUAUUCCAGACCUACUUGCAUGCGACUUUCAAUGCAAGCAGGAGCGAAUGGCUUGCCCAGAAGAUGGCACCCUGUGUCAGGGCUUUGCUUGUUCGCUAUGAGCACUUUGAGACUGGCUCCGGCGCCAACAAUCCAGUGCUCGAGGAUGUCUUCAAGCAGUGGCGUGCGGAGAAGGACCAGCUGAUGAACCCGAAACAGGCAAAGCCAAUGCCGGUCACCCAGGAGGACAAGAUGUGGGAAGCCCCAGAUGCCGCUGACGCAACCGACGUCACUAAGAUCUCCGAGGGGCCACCCAUGGAUAAAGCCAUCCGCAAGGAUGUGCCAAGGAUCGGUGCAACCACUGAUGUCAGUGCUGUUGCGGAGUGCGUCAAUGACAUUGUCACCCAGGACGCAGACGGUAAGGUGUCCUACAACACCCCGGGCACGGUGGAACUGGUGGAUGAGGGCGACCAAGUCGACCCCAUCCCCUCAUCGAUUGGACGUGUUGUUGAGCCAGCGCCUCCAAAGAAGACUAAGAAGUCUGACCGAGACGAGGACGCCAUGCGAAGGCUCAUGUUCAUUGAUGAAAGCGCCCCGCAAGGGGCUGCCACUGUGCCAGAGCUUCCGAAUGAGUACUUCUACAACGGCAAGAAGCACUUGAUGAAGCCCUUUAACCCGGAGGACAUUGUGGGAGACAGGCACGUGACAUUCAAACACGGUGACCUGAAGUUCCUCACCAAGCUGCUGCGUGGCCAUGAAAUGGACGACUUCCCUGCAUUGAUCUUUGACCGUGGGUGCUGGGCAGACGUUGACACUCUGCUCCAGGUCUUCAACACGGCACGGAACGCACGCUGGGGUGUGAGGCAGCUGCUACGCGCAGCGAAAGCCGAUAACAAGGGACGGAUCAGACUUUUGGGCAUUGAUGUCCCCAUGAAGGACACCCUGGGUCAGCCGCUAUUCCCUGUCCGGGUGAGGAUGGCCCAAGGGCACAACUCCAAGCUCAUCGGCAAUAACCCGGACGCGGACUUCUUCCUCGCGACCAGGUUCUACAGCGGAUUGUCCGAGUACGAGGCCGACCUACAGAGCAGCGUCAGGGGGGUCACUGUGCUCUCCCGCGAGGAUACCCCCCCGAAGCUCUUCCACCGCACGAAUGAAAAGGGAAUGAAGGGGAUCCUCCGCGAUGGUAUGAUCGCCGGCUCCGCGAGGUCAGACAGGUCCCACAACUACCUGUCCCCGUACAAGUUGGACGACACCCACUACAAGAGUGGAAUGCGCUCCAACCAGCCGAUCGAGCUGACGAUAGACACGCAGCGAGCAAUCGCCGCUGGAUGCGUUUUCUUCGUCACGGAGACCGACGGCGUCCUCACACGGGACAAUGUGCCUCCCGAUUGCGUGCUGUCCGCCAUCGACACCAGCAACAAGAACCUUCCGCUCUAUGUCGCCGAGCACAAAGAAGCCGCCCGCGAGGGUGAGCCAGAGCGCAUUUUCCGCGCCAAGCGCGACUAUGAGGAGGCCGCAGCAGCAAGCUCAUCAUCGGCACCGCCCCCUAAACAGGCGGCUAUCGCUCCCAAAGCGAUUGCUUCAAAGAAGAUGCCGAAGGUGGUUCCCAAGCCCGCCGCAAUCGCCGAAAAAGACGAAAGCAUGGACUUGGAUGAAGCCACCCGCGAGGGUGAGCCUGCUGAUGCUGCUGGUGCAUUCGACCUUGACGAAAACAAAGGCGAUACAACGGAUGCGGGUGAGGAUGAACCUUACCCACUUGGCUCUCACCCAUGCCGCGAGUGCGCAGCAGUCGUUGCCAACGGCAUGCUGUUCUGCCUCCGUUGCAAGGCUCCCCAGACGGAUGACUCUAAGAAGAUCACAAAGCGAGUCUUUGAGAAUUCGAGACUCCGCCAGCGCCUUCUUGCCACCGCUGCGACCGGAGCCCAGAAGCCCAUCGAUGAUCUCCUUGCGAGUGACCUUCGAGGCCUGGGCGAGGGACCAAAGAAACGUGGUCAGAUGAGCGCAGAAGCUGCCGCCAUUCGUGACGCCAAAGACCGAAAGAUCAGGGCCGCCAAGUUGAACUUUGACACCGUGUCCGACCGCUUCGAGAAGGACGCGCAGUUCAACGUGAGGAUGAUGCAAGAGGGCCGCAACCUCGAGGACAUGCAGAAAUUCGAUCACCUGUCGAACGCUGUGCUUCCCGAUCCAGGGCGCAGUGAGGAGCAGCGCUACUUGCGUGCCGGCUCCCAUUAUGGUGGUGGCAAUGUCCCGCCUGCGAAGUUGGUCUAUUAUGCCCACUGCGAAGUGGAGCCGUUGAGGAACUUGCGGUUUAUCGAUGAUACCGCGGAUGUCCCCAUCGGCUUGACCUACCUCGGUGCAUUCCUCCCUCCGCGACUCUAUGCUGAGGUCGCAGCAGUGAAUGACGCUGCAAAAAGGAUCCUGACUUUCGACGGCGAGGUCUACGUGUCGGCUACCACAAUUGAAGGCAUCACAACUGAGAUCGGACAGAUUCUUACCGAUAGCCUCCGUAGUGCUCAGAACCAGACAGACCAAACGGAACGUCUGGCAGAGCGCAAUCGCCAGGCUGCAGUCCAGAACCGCCCAUCCCAAAAGGGACGUGGUCGCACGACAGCACCUGAGCCAAUGUACAGAGGCUAUACUCAGGCCCAGUGGGACGAGUACUAUCGCCAGCGUCGUGGAGGUUACACUCAGGCCGAGUGGGAUGCAUGGAACCGCACCCAUAGGCGCUGA
Molecule: messenger RNA, 7605 nt
Organism: Symbiodinium sp. CCMP2592
Lineage: Eukaryota; Dinophyceae; Suessiales; Symbiodiniaceae
Source: the annotation of a GenBank genome assembly